AUGUUUCAUUCGCCGGAGGAGGGCGCCUCUUCGGAACCUAAGGUUGUGAAGAAACCAUUGGUCAGGGGACCGAUCAUGUCUUUCUUGGAAGAGCAUGGUUCCCGCUUUGACCAUGCUGCGCCAACCCCACAGGAUGCUGAACCUUUUCCUGGCCCACAAGGCUCACCGUCCCCUGCAGUGUGCAAGGUUGGGAAGAGCCUUGGUCGGUCAGGCUGGGGCUCUCUUCUCAACCUGAGUGCAUAUAAAGCCCUGCAUCCGGACUGGCACCAUGAGCCUGACCUAUUGCGCCUCGCCGAAGGGCUUGAGGAGCAGAGCCAGGAGGGCACCCUUGAAUACUGGACUCUUUUCAGGUCCCUGGAGGCCACCGAGGCCCGUGAUAAUAGCCUUGAAACCUGGGCUCGCAUCGCCAGAGCUUCGGAGGACCUGGUGCACUCCACUUCCAGAGGCCGGGCCCGUACCUUUACUUUCGUUUCGGCCAAUGUGACCUCCUGGAGACCAGAGCUCAGGCAGUGGUUGGUUUCACUGCAGUGUGACGUAGCCCUGAUUCAGGAGCACCACCUCUCUGAAAAGGCCUUUCAUGCUGAAUCGGUUGCCCUAGCUAAGGCAGGCUAUCAUUUGCAUGGCCAGCAUUCUCCCGCCCGUAAGCGCGAAAUUGGAGGUGUGAUGGUCUGUGUCAAGGCUCAUUUGCAAGCCAGGCACGUUCAUACCUUUCAAGAUCCUGAAACGGGCUGUGGCUUUGUUGCGAUUGCUGUCCGGGUGACCGGCUUCGACUUAGCCCUCAUCUCUUUGUAUCUCGAGUCAGGUAGUUCCUUCGAAGGCCGGACCAACACAGUGGUCCUUUCCCAUCUGUAUGGCGUGCUGGCCUCGCUCAAAUGCCCCUGGUGUGUGGUGGGGGACUGGAACAUAGAUUCCUGUGAGGUCCUCGCCACCAGGGUUGAGGACCUCACCAGGGGCCGGCUCCUUGGAACAGGAAUGCCUACGGCUGGCACCGCAGCAGAGCUAGAUUAUGCACUGGUCCACCCGCGACUAGCCUCACAUGCCUCGCUUGAGCUUGUUUGGGAUGUCCCUUUCAAACCGCACGCCGCUCUGAUGUGUACCCUUCCCCUCAAGCCGCUGCAGGACCUGCAACCAAACCUGAGGACCCUGGCUGACUCCUUUGACCCCAUCACAGAUGACCAGCGCCUUUUGACACCGACGGUUGUCUCCCCGCAGCAGGUCGUUUUGCUUGAGAUUGAAGCAAGUGACCCCGUGUCUCUUGCGUUUGCGGAGUUCUCUGCCACAGCUGAGGCGUCUGGUCUGUUGGGAAAGAAUACAGGCAGGGGGGUUCACCUGCCCACGGUCCGCCAGCCGGCAGUGUCACAGCCAGCCCAGGAUUACCAGUGGUUUGGGCAAGAACACGCGGUCUGGACUCAGCUUGCGACUAGGUUCAAGGCCGGGGGUCCUAGCCAGGUAGUCUUGCUGCUGCUUUCCAAUCUUGCUCCCGAGCAUAAGCAGUGGGUAACGGAAGUUGAGGCUGCCGUUUCUAACCAACGUGAUCUCACGAUCUUUGUCUCGCGAGCUGAGACGCAAGCCAAAGCUGCCAUGCAAGCCCAGCAAAAGGAACAGGCCAAUUCUUAUCAAGCUUGGCUGUCGGGGGCUCUGUCGGCAGGUAUGGGGCCAGUGUACCGAGCUCUUAAAAGCCAUGAACAAACUCUUGCUCGGCCCUUUAGAGAUCAGUCAGCUCUGGCCCGAGCCUAUUGUCGCAUGGAAUUCUGGAGCCACAUUUGGGAUGCGACAAUUGUUCCCCCUCAAGUCCAAUUUUCUGCAGAGCGCCUCGCCUUGAGGGCUGAGGCCUCGCAGCAGGCACAGGACCUUCCAUCAUUGGCUUGGGAACAGGUCAAGAAAGUGUGCUUGGCCACAGGUAAUAAGAAAGGCGGCCUCGACGGUUGGUCGUACCGGGCUUUGCGAAAUCUCCCUGACUUCUGCUAUAAGCAGCUUGCCGAGCUUUUCUCCCGGGUUGAGGCGGACCUCACCUUGCCGCUUCAAAUGCUAACGGUCCAAGUAGCCCUCCUGGCAAAAACCCCUGAGAAAGAGCGCCCCAUUUCGCUCACUUCGGUACUUUGGAGAGUUUACAGCAAACUGAGGCGCCCACUUCUGGAGAGCUGGCUGAAGUCGUAUGCUGCUUGUGCUCCUUUCGACUCUGCUACACCAGGGCACACCUCACUUGACCCAGCAUUAUCCCGUUUGAUAAAAGCUGAAGACCACAAAUUUCGCAAAAUCACCUUCAUCACCUUAUUUGUUGAUCUUGAAGGCUUUUAUGAUGGUAUUGAUUUUUCCCGCCUGAUCGCCCAGGGAAAAGCUUUGGCAUUUCCACCUAUGCUUUUGGAAUUAUGUCUUCAGUUAUAUCAUGGGCCACGUUGUCUCCACGGAGAAGGCGUCAGCACGGUAGCUCUGUGGCCCAAAAAGGGCAUUUUGCAGGGGUGCCCGUACGCGCCCACGGUUGCCAAACUCACCACUCAUGCCCCGUUGCAGGGCAUUUCUCAGCAGCCGGGUGUUAGUCACGCUGAUCUGUGGCUAGACGACAUCAGUGUUGAUGUGUCACAUGCUGAUCCGGAGGUCGCAGCCUCCCUUGCUCUCUCAGCUUCCAGGAAGCUGGAACAGCUUUUGUCAGUUGAAAAGCUUCGCAUCAACAAAGUCAAGACAAAGUUUGUAUGCAACAACGCUCAGGCGACGAAAGCCUUGAACAGCCUGCGCGGUGAUGCCGAUCCCCAGGUUGCGGACUUGGUCCGCGAUCUGGGAGUUGAUUCAGCAGGCGCCAAACGCCGACGACUAACACAAGCCUUGAAACGUUUUAAGGUUGGCCGCGCACGCAACCAAAAACUUCACCGACUCCGUACUGGGGGUAAAGCGCACAGGCUGUACGCCACCUCCAUCCUCAAGGCCGAGACCUAUGGAUGUCAGGGACAGGGGAUUUCCCCCAAGCGGCUUAAGGUUAUCCGUUCUUCCAUCUCUAGGCACGUCGGACGGUCCAAAUGGGGUUCGGUAGAUGUGUCACUCGACUGUAUGUCUUUCCAGUGCCAGGACCCCCUGCUUACAGUUGUUCUAGCGCAGGCUGACGCCCUGUUUCGUAUGUUUGGCCCCUCCACGGCGCAGGGCUGGGUGAUCCUAGGACGCACAUGGAAGGUGGCUUGGGCGCGACAGGAAGCGGCCGUGCAUGGCUGGAAGUGUGUUGCCGGGCCGGUCGCCGCCAUGGUUCAAUACUGCAUUGACUUGCGCAUUAAUGUCAGUGAUCCUCUGCGCUGGGUUCAUAGCAGCGGGGUUCUUCUGCUUGAUGUCGCUAAUCCUGCCCUUUUCUUGUCAGUUCGUCGCUUCCUCACUCAGGUCGUCGCACUUGAAAGAACGCUCCGGUUUGGUGCGGUACCCACGGCUCACGGGGCCCAGCAGGGCGUCGACUGGUCAGUCCACCGGAAACUUUUGAAGGCUUCAAAGCCCUCGUCCCCACGAUGGGCUUUUCAUGCAGUUUGGCAAGGACGCACCCUGCACUCGGGUAAUGGCGGCCUAACGCACUGCUCCUGUGGCGCUGAAAAUUCUCUCCAUCAUGUUUACUACGAGUGCCCUCUUGCGCCUGCUAAACUUAGCCCGAACCUCCGGGGCUUCCAGCGCCGCCAUGAGGAGCCGUGUUUUUGGCUAAGGGGUAUGGUUCCCCGAGCUUGGACCACGCCGCAGCUGUCUAGCGCAGCGCUCGAAACUCGAGUCACGGGGCUCUUCUGCCAUCCACCGGUAAAUGCCGAGGGGUUGUUUGUGUCCACCGAUGCCAGCGGAGGACCCAAUACAAGGGACAGUCGCUUGAGAUGCGUGGGCUGGGCAGCCUACGCGAUCAUUCAAGCACUCAAAGCAACCACAGGCAGCUUCGACCUCACGAGUGACUGUCAACCUGCGAUCCGGGCGCUGCAGGCCCGCAAGCUCACCGUCCAGCAUGAUCCGGACUGGGGGCUUGUUUGGCAGGAUCGCUCUCGAGCCCAGCCGACCUGGGUACGGAGCCACUGCACUCCCGAAGCCUUCGAGAAGGAGUUCCCUUCUCAGCAGCGGCGACGAGUACUCAACGAAAAGGCUGACUCCCUGGCGGGUCGUAGGGCUGCAGAGGCCGUUUCGCCUCACUUUGUGCGCAAGGUGAAGGAGUUGGACCGGGUUGCGCGCGAGCUAAACCAGUUUCUCGCCUCUAGGGCUGAGAAACUGAUUAAGGACAAGACGCAAGGUUUUGUUCCCAGAGCCGCCAGAGACUCCCAGAGCCAGUUUGAGAAAUCUAAGGCAAGGGCGACAACUGUUUCGACCACCCAGAACAGUUCUUUACCUAACAAAAAACAGCGCCUGAAGCAGUUGCUGGACUCCCCUGAUCCAGCACUUGGUCAUGAUUGGAAAGCCCGCGAGACUAAGGCCGCCAACAACUUCUCGGUUGGUGGAGUCUCCACCCGAUCCAUUGCCAGUGCUUUUCAAUCUGCCAGCACCUUCGGUGCCGGCCCUAUGCCAGAGCGUGUUUCUGCAGUUCCUAAGCUUGGCCUUUUGAGCGCUGCCCAGGUCAACCCUCCAGCUGGGCCCGUCGCCUCCUCUGCAGCGGCUGCCCCAAGGUUGCCGGAGUGCCAAGGCGAGGUCACUCAGUCCACAGGAGUGCAAGGAGCAGUUGGUCAGUCCGUUUCUGUAGGUUUGCGAUCUCAGUUAGGCAUGCCAGCAGCUGUUCCGCCAGUGAAGCCCAAGGCCCAAGGCCUGCUAAGCAUGGCGCCCAAGCAAGAAGGGCGGCACAUAUCCACGCAACUCCGCCGUGAGGAGCGGGGACUAUCAUGGAAAUCAGCGGCGACGAUUGACCGACAGCGGGGACGUAAGAAAGCCCGCAAACAGAAGAAGCGCCGCGAACAAUAUGAGCACGCUGGCAGGAGAACUGAGGAGGCUUGGCCGCCCCCACCACCUCCACCAGGACCUCGUGCGGAGGCGAGACAUCGUGAAGCUGAAGAGCUGCCGUACGACUUGGAGGAGCCCUCGCCUUCAGGGCUGAUGGCUCCCUCCACUGCGGCUGCUUCCAGCAGCCAGGGCCCAGCACGGGAGGAGCCCUCGCCUUUAGGGCUGAGGGCUCCACCCCCUACUGCUGCUGCAUCCAGCAGCCAAGGCUUACCUUUGCAACGACUUCCAGAAGCUGAAGAGCCACCGGUGGACCAGGACGACUCCAGCAACUGUCUUCAAUCUGACAGCAGUGAGACACCACAGCCUGCAGUCGCGCUGAAAGAUCGCCCAAGUGACUUUGGCCCUCUUCUUCAUGAGGAUGGCCUAAUCACUUUCUUAUGUGCAGCUGCGCCCCAGGUGAAGCAUCCGGUGAACCACUACCAGUGCCUUCCGGAAAGCCUUGAAGUUUACCAUGACUUUGUCACUGGUGGGCGAACAAAAGCUGCUCGAGCGAGACGGCUGGGGUUCGGAAAGUCCCGGACAGUUUACGUUGACCCUGGCUCCUCGGAACACGUUCUGAAGUUGGCGCCUCCACAAGGUCACGGGCCAGAACCGGAAGCUUGGAGACUGCUCCCUCAUAUAGUGCCGUGCACUUUGGAUGCGGGUAUUCACCUGCUCACGCUUUCUUGGAAGAGCUGCUAUGAUAUCAUCUCCACGCAUGUUUUGAGGCAGUCUAGGCUCACUCCACUUUCGGUGUGGAGGCCAGCUCCGCCGGACCUUGAUAUGGUCCGCUACAUGAUGGCACUGACUGCGGAGGCCUCCCGUUUCUACAAUCUCAAGGAUCUUGGCUUUUUCAACUUUGGUGUUGAUGCCCGUGGCUUCAUUAUGAUGUGGGACACCGCAGACUGGCUUCCAUGGGAGGGUCAAAGGGCACACUGGCCGAACAGACAGCGUGCCUCGGCUUUCUGGAGCGCGGUCAAGAGGAGUGUUCCAGACCACUUUCAGGAGCUACUCCAGCUUGUCAGCAACGCCUCGCCUGAGGAGGUGCUGCAACGGCUACGACCACUCCUUACGCAGCACUACAAGUGGUGCCUGCUACAGCAGGGAGUUUUCCUUGGUGACUAG
Molecule: messenger RNA, 6036 nt
Organism: Symbiodinium sp. CCMP2592
Lineage: Eukaryota; Dinophyceae; Suessiales; Symbiodiniaceae
Source: the annotation of a GenBank genome assembly